CUAGAAAUCAAGGAGAAGAUUUAUUUCCCUUAAUAAUGGGAACCCCAUUUGAGCGAGUGAGGGAGUUAAAGAGAAAAAGAGAGGAAAAACUUGAUGGAGCCUGUUGGGGCAAGAGGGUUGCUACUGCUUACGCUACUCCAAGUCGUCCCCCAAUUGGUGGGCUUAUGGCUGAUGCUCGCCAAAACUAUGUUCAAUCAGUGGGCACACUUGCUCUUCAAGGAACUCUAUUGUCAACCAACAAAGGUACACAAAUACAAAUGAGGGAAGCUACUCAUGAUAGGGAGGCCUCCACCUCAUCAUGGGCUUGGAGUUAGCAAGUGCAAUCUUGUGAAGCAAUAUGUGAAGAAGCUCAAAGAUGCUAAAAGAAGACAGCAGGAAGCUGCAAUUGCUUUUAUUGAUGCUAAUCGCAAAUUCAAGGAAAAGAAGAAAGAAUUUGACAACUCGAACAAACAAGUGAAAGAGCUGGAGGAGGGGUUUGGCAAGCUCAAGGCUGAAUUGGCAGAGAAGGGUAAGACUUCCAAGGAUGCAUUUGAUUUACAGAUGCUCGAUGCUGUGACCCUUGAUUUUAAUUUGGCGAAGGAGCUGCUGCAGUUCAUGCAACCCGGGUCAGAGUUUCCGGACUUGCCUCUAUUGGACAUUAUUCAGCACUGUCCUUCUCUCCAAAACCAGUUCAAUGAAGGAGAUGCUGCCAACAUAGCCUCCAAUAGUCCUCAAUUUGAGGCUACAAACACCAGGGCUAAUAAUGUGGAACAGGAGGAUGAUGCAAAUGAUCAGAGGAUGGAUGAAGCUAUUGAGGCUGAUGACCCGGAUUGGAUGCAGCUACUUAGUCCGGAUGGUGGUGAGGAUCUUUGAACACUAUAUUAGGAACCAAGUAAAUUUUUAGAUUUUCU
Rubroshorea leprosula is the source of this 890-nucleotide messenger RNA. NCBI's taxonomy places the organism in Eukaryota, Viridiplantae, Streptophyta, Magnoliopsida, Malvales, Dipterocarpaceae. The record is from the annotation of a GenBank genome assembly.